AAUCGCACUUCCUCCCAGCAGAAUUAUUCAGUCCAGAUUUCGUAAUCAAUCAUUAGCACUCGCGUUAUCUGAAUCACCCUUUCCAAGAUUGAUAUAAAAAAAAAUAAAAGAGGGAAAAAAUUUCUUUCAUCGACUAGGAAAGUAGCACAAACGUUUGCUAAUAUAUAUAUAUUUUUUAAUGAAAAAUGAAUAUAUGUACAUUGUGCAUACAAGAGGAAUAAGUAGAUCAAGAAGAAAUAAUCCUCGAGAGAAUCUCUACUUAAAGUGUAAUUGUAUACAUACUUUAUACACUGGGGGGUAAUUGUACGCGAAAUUGUUCGCGAAAUAACAGUCGUAAGAUAAUCAUUGUUUGCGAGUCUAAUCGUCGUACGCGUCAAUUUUCAUACGAAAUGACAGUUUAUCGAUUGCUCUAUGAAUGAAACUGACAACAGGGGGGAAUCGUCGCGUCGUCGCGUCAGAUCGUAACGGAUAAUCCGAUAACACCAUGAGCGUAAGCUUUUCAUUUAUAAUUUACAAUAACCGUAAAAAUUUCGGGUGUCUAGUAACAUAUAAUAUAGAAUAAUGGUAACAUGUUUGAAUAAUAUAAGCGAUAAGGGGCGAAUCAGAGCGGUGAGCAUCGCUAGAAAUGAAUUAGAUUUAGGGGGAGUUCAGUAUCGGACAUUAGCUAUAUCUGCAAGAACUGAAAUGUGACAAAAUUGUGUCAACAGUCAAAACAAAGGAGAAGAUGAAACAAACGUUUGACGGUUGAAAGAAUUUUGUCACAUUUCAGUUCUUUUAGAUACUAGGUGCCGUCCGAUACUAGGGGAACACCCCCUAAUAUAUGGGACCGAGCCGAUAGCUCUUUGGGAAUUUCUAAUCGACGGAAACAAGAAUGAGUGUAGAUUUUAGAAGAGAGUCAGAUCUAGCCUAUGGUUAGGUAGAAGCCCGUGUAUACAAUAAUCGAAGACUGUUACAGGAGAAGGCUCGUGUUAAAGACGUGCUCGUUCUAAACGAACAGGUCUAUGCGAUAUGCGAUGUUUGGCCAUUGAACAAUUCCUACAAGAAAUUCGUCAUUUAUGCGUCCUAUCUUUCCGUUCACUUGGUCAUCAUGAAUAUGAAUCUCUACGACGUGAUGGGAGAUUUGGAAGAAACAAUUAAGAACAUAACAGACAACACGAUCAUCACGACAACCUUUCUCAUGUUGUUUCAACUUCGAUUCAGCAAAUUGAUCAGGAACGUGAUUGCAAUAGUAAAAGAGGAACUAGCGAAUGGUGAUUUUGAAAAUAUCAAUGAACUUUGUUUGUAUCUAUCUUACAAUAAAAUAUCGGAUACUUUUGGCAAGUACGCGAUUAGAGGAAGCAUUAUCACCUGGAUAUGGUGGUAUUCAGGUCCUAUGUUACAUGUGCUGCAAUCGGGUUCAGGUAUAUCGUUACAGAAAAAGGCAACGAUUCAAAAUCUUUCGUGCUACCCUUUCCUGUUCGUGCUUUUCUCCAUUAUGAAGACAACUUUCAGAAUUAUAUAGUGAUGUACGUGUAUCAAUUACCUCUGCUGUUUGUCGCACUAUUUCAUACAAACACUGUUAGUUUGAUUUUUAAUUUGGUACUGCACGUGUGUGGGAAAUUUUCAAUUCUGUCGCAUCGUAUUCAAAAUAUUCAAGUGGAUUCACUUUCGGUCAAUCAGUUUCCUAAUAGAAUUAAACAGUUGGUGAAGACGCAUCUAAAACUGAUCGUGACGGCAAAAAUGCUCAAUUCAGCGCUUGACACUAUUCUUUUGAUAGAGCUGAUACAAACGAGUAUAAGGAUGGGCGUACUCGUCUAUAUGUUGUCGGUGACCGAGAUAGGAAAUUUUCUGAAUACUCUCAGGUACUCGUUAUACAUUACUGCGGUCACUUCUAUGCUUUAUUUGUACUCGUACAUAGGCGAAUGCCUGGCGCAGGAGGUAAGUUGAGUAUCAAUAGUUUCGAAAUAGUUGUGAAUGAAUAAAAUUUUGUUUAGUCAACGAAAGUGAACGAAGCGUACUAUGAUUUCAACUGGCUGAAAUUAUCAAUGAAAGAUCAA
Osmia bicornis bicornis is the source of this 2036-nucleotide messenger RNA. RefSeq lists its product as uncharacterized. Gene Ontology annotation, biological process: detection of chemical stimulus involved in sensory perception of smell; sensory perception of smell. Bases 1354 to 1926 code for a protein of 190 amino acids. NCBI's taxonomy places the organism in Eukaryota, Metazoa, Arthropoda, Insecta, Hymenoptera, Megachilidae. The record is from RefSeq and is a predicted model, not a curated record. Gene Ontology annotation, molecular function: odorant binding; olfactory receptor activity. The transcript has 4 exons. Gene Ontology annotation, cellular component: plasma membrane.